Engraulis encrasicolus (European anchovy) is the source of this 821-nucleotide messenger RNA. Its product is annotated as zgc:153031. The coding region runs from base 60 to 629 and encodes 189 amino acids. Gene Ontology annotation, biological process: tetrahydrofolate biosynthetic process; folic acid metabolic process; glycine biosynthetic process. Gene Ontology annotation, molecular function: NADP binding; dihydrofolate reductase activity. Gene Ontology annotation, cellular component: mitochondrion. The transcript is spliced from 6 exons. NCBI's taxonomy places the organism in Eukaryota, Metazoa, Chordata, Actinopteri, Clupeiformes, Engraulidae. The record is from RefSeq and is a predicted model, not a curated record.
CUACAAAGGGCGUUUUGAGGAAGGAGUAGCCGAGUUCGACGAAACCAGCAAAUGGAAAGAUGAAACCGAUACGACUGAUUGCAGCAGCUUGCACCAACAUGGGUAUCGGUAAAGACGGGCAUCUUCCAUGGGACUUACCGAAAGAAUUUCAGUUUUUCCUCAACACUAUUUCAACUGUCUCGGCAUCAGGAAGAAAGAACCUGUUGAUUUGGGGAAAGGCGAGCUGGUUCUCUUGCCCUCAGCGCGUGUUCCCUAUUCCCAACACCAUCCACGUGGUUCUGAGCAGGUCAUUAAGCGGUGUGCCGGAGGGGGCCCAGCAUCUCUGUGGAGACUUCCCCAGUGCUGUGCAGCUGGCGUCCCAGAGGGAGCUGGCUGAACUGGUGGAGGCCAUCUGGGUCUUGGGGGGACCCUCCGUAUAUCAGGAAGCUUUGGAGCACCCCUGGUGUGACCUGGUCUACCUCACAGACAUCAUGGCGGAGUUUGACUGUGACGUCUUCUUCCCACGUUUUGACCAUAACGUGUUCAGGAAACAAGAUAGAUUUGUCGGAGUGCCAUCUGAGGUUCAAGAGGAAAAUGGUGUGAAGUUUAAAUUCCAAGUUUUCAAGAAGACCUUACCUGACCCUCUUUGACCAGAGCCAAACCCAAUAACGGCCUGGACUACAAUGAACUGCAAUGGACUACCAGAUGGGGGGGAAAGCCCUGCACGUCGGAGAGCUCUGUAAAGUCUUCAAAUUUACAGUAUAUCAGUGCUGUGAAAGGGGGAGAAUAGGAAAAUAUCAUUUUUAUUCGUCCCAAGGGAAAUUUGUCUUGGAAAAAAAACC